Messenger RNA from Stegastes partitus (bicolor damselfish), 3049 nucleotides. It is a transcript of the gene elovl6, whose product is annotated as ELOVL fatty acid elongase 6. Gene Ontology annotation, cellular component: endoplasmic reticulum; endoplasmic reticulum membrane. The transcript has 4 exons. Gene Ontology annotation, molecular function: fatty acid elongase activity. Gene Ontology annotation, biological process: very long-chain fatty acid biosynthetic process; fatty acid elongation, saturated fatty acid; fatty acid elongation, monounsaturated fatty acid. Bases 189 to 998 code for a protein of 269 amino acids. The record is from RefSeq and is a predicted model, not a curated record. NCBI's taxonomy places the organism in Eukaryota, Metazoa, Chordata, Actinopteri, Pomacentridae.
UGCCUAGCUGCUCGCGCACAACCGCGAGGUCCUGACAGCAACGCGGGCGAUGCUAGUGUGCGAAGCAACGGACUGAAGAGAGCGAAGCGAGAGAAGAAGAAAAAAAAAAGAAGAAGAAGCAGCAGCAGCUCUGCCGGGGACCGUCUAGUUUCAGCGGCGCCAACGCACACACAGCACAGCCAGGCAGCAUGUCGGUGCUCGCUCUGCAAGAGUACGAAUUCGAGAGACAGUUCAACGAGGACGAAGCCAUCCGAUGGAUGCAGGAGAACUGGAAGAAGUCCUUUCUGUUCUCCGCCCUCUACGCUGCCUGUAUCCUGGGGGGCCGCCAUGUCAUGAAACAGAGGGAGAAGUUUGAGUUGAGGAAACCGCUGGUGCUAUGGUCACUCACACUUGCUGCAUUCAGUAUAUUUGGUGCCAUCCGUACUGGGAGUUACAUGAUGUACAUCCUGAUGACGAAAGGGCUUAAACAGUCAGUUUGUGACCAGAGUUUCUACAAUGGGCCUGUCAGCAAGUUCUGGGCAUACGCCUUUGUACUUAGUAAAGCACCAGAACUGGGUGACACUCUCUUCAUUGUCUUGAGGAAACAGAAGCUCAUUUUCCUCCACUGGUACCACCACAUCACCGUGCUGCUCUACUCCUGGUAUUCAUACAAAGACAUGGUGGCUGGCGGCGGAUGGUUCAUGACCAUGAACUAUUUGGUCCACGCCGUCAUGUACUCUUACUACGCCUUGCGAGCGGCCGGCUUCAAGCUGUCGCGCAAGUUCGCCAUGUUCAUCACACUGACCCAGAUCACCCAGAUGCUGAUGGGCUGUGUGGUCAACUACCUGGUGUACUCGUGGAUGCAGCAGGGCCAGGAGUGUCCAUCCCACAUGCAGAACAUUGUGUGGUCCUCCCUCAUGUACCUCAGCUACUUUGUGCUCUUUGUCCAGUUCUUUUUUGAAGCCUACUUCGGCAAGUCCAGAUCAUCGGCUGCGGCUGUCACCAAGAAAAGCGAGUAAAAAGAAAAUGCCAUAAGUAUGCGAAGAAGGGAGAUGAUGGAAAAAAAGGGAGUUGGAAAUGGAUAGCGGGGACCAGUGGCUUGAGAGAUGAAUGGGCAUGGAUGACAGAGGGGUGGCACGGAGGCCGGGGAAGUGGGAGUAUAGUCGGGGUGGGAGGGUCAUGAAAUGGUUGGUGUUUGUGCUUGAGCAUUACUACUAAUGUGCAGAUCUAAAAAACCUCAUUGGAGGUAAUGUCUCCCUUGGGGGAUGCUGAGGAUGCAGCGCCACCAUAAUCAAAAGCCAUCAUAAGUUGUCCACCUGAGGUUUAAAAGCCCCCUUUUUGAAUUCACAUUCAAUAGUUUUUAAAACCUAAAAGAUAAUAAAAGGAUAAAAUUUUAGAUUUACAUCUGCCACAAACAUAAGUUUACUUAUUAUUGAAACAAAAACACAAAAGAAGGUACAUAUGAAGAUGGAUGGAGUCAGCAUUAACGUGAACCAUCCAAGUAUGUUUUUGUCUGUCUGUUGUCAGUGUUUUGUUGUUUUGAUUUGAUCUGUCAAAGAAAAAGUUUGACACACUGGUGAGUGAAUGAGGCUGAAGUGUUGGUGGUUGGUGUGACCUGAUGGGGUGAACGGCACUGUAUCGUCUGUGUCUUACAUUGCAAAAUGCGAUAUUUUUCUCAGGUCUUAGGUUAUCUCUUUCUUAAUAUAAUAUGCAUAUCAAGACAAAGUAGACAUGUUUAACAUCUGCACCAGUUUACAGUAUGGCUGAAUUUCAUCUAGAAUGGCUGCGUAAUUGAAAAGAAGCAUGAAUGAAGCUGACUGGACUGAAUGACUGAGAUGAUCACACUGCUCCUGGCCAUGAUGGGAAACAGAUGCUGACAGUGCCCUGCUUCACCACGUGUCAUGAACCUCGCUAAAGUUGCCGACCACACUUGGAAAAUGACUUGCCAUUGAUUUCCAAACACUUCUUUGUGUUGAAGGGUCCCUACCAGUGAAGAAAAACCAGUCUGUUGGACACAGAAGGCUUAAAUGGAGGACAAACAUAUUUAUGUUUAGCAAAAAGAAAAAAGAAAAAAUCAAACAUGCAAAUUGUCAAAAUCUGCUGUAUUGAAAAAAAAUAGUAUGUAUCCUUAAUGGUGUCUGUUGUGCUAUUGUGCAUUUGCACUGUGUCAAUGUCAAAACAAGCAGUUGUUGCUGAAAAACUUAACGUAUGAACAAAGAGUGCAAAAAUGUGACAUGCCUAUGGUGUUUAUUUUUUUUUUUUGUCUCAGCUGCAACAUCCUGGCAUUGCAUACACAUAACCAUGUUUUUGGUGCUGAACCUGAAAAGCCAUUUUAAAGGAGCAGUGUGCAGGAUUUAGUGGCAUCUAGUGGUGAGGUUGCAGAUUUUAACCAGCUCCCUCAUCAUUGGGAAAACUGACGGUGGUCCUACUUUAACACAAACACACUAAAGGCCCUCUCUGGGUGUCGUGUUUGAUUUGUAUGUUCUGAGCUUUUGUAGAAACUCGGCCGUGCGACACGUGAGAGCACCUGGUCCCUUAAGGGCUCAUUCUACGCUGAGGCAAACACAAUGAGACGCAGUUACAGGCGAUGAAAACACAAGUAUGAAGACUAUGUUCUGCAAACAGAUCUCCCUAAAUCAUACACACUGGUCCUCUAAGGGCUACUUGGCAUUUUUACAAGUGACAAUAUUCAGAAGGGUCAGAGGAUCAUCACUUUUAGAUAUCCAGUACAUGUGCUCAUCAGUUUCAAUGACUAGACAGUUUGCUUGCAUGCAUGCAAAACUUUAUUCAGUGUAGCAGCAAUGUUACAGUGUACAAUGUACAUACCUGACUGCUCCAGCUUAUCAGGGAUUCUGCUUUUGGUUCCACCUGUGUCAUUGAGGUAAACGUGUAUCAACACUGGAUACAAGUGGCUGGCGGCAGGUAUGAACAGCAUACAUGACUGGAGUGACUCAUCCAAUAAAACAUUCCACAGUUACUACUGGACCUGCAUUCAAAACUGUUCACAUCCACUGUACUGGCCUCCCCCUAGAGGUACUGUUGUGCAAUAAAGCUUAAUCAUUGAGACUAA